This is a messenger RNA of Uncinocarpus reesii 1704, 1860 nucleotides long. RefSeq lists its product as uncharacterized. Lineage: Eukaryota; Fungi; Ascomycota; Eurotiomycetes; Onygenales; Onygenaceae. The transcript has 3 exons. The coding region runs from base 1 to 1860 and encodes 619 amino acids. Gene Ontology annotation, cellular component: nucleus; cytoplasm. The record is from RefSeq and is a predicted model, not a curated record. Gene Ontology annotation, molecular function: mRNA binding.
AUGAGCAAUUAUCACCCCCCGAAUCAAGACAUGUAUCAUAACUCUGUCUCUCGGUCUCCUGGUUCUCAUCGCCAUACUCAGCACCAGACACAACAAUUACAUCGCCAGCCUUCCAGGCAGUUCGACGCGUAUGGCUCUAUGCCCGCCUCCAUGUUCGACGAUUCUCUAUCGCGCUACGAUUCCGCUACACUAGAUAGGAUGCCCCAAACCGUUCAGUCCAGCCAUUUUCCUUACGACGUCACUAGCGCCCAAUCCUGGAAUCCGAAUGGACUGAGUGGUGCACAUACCUUGGGGAGUAUCGGGUCUAAUCCUCUCAGUGCGUCUCUGAGAGGAAGAGCGAAUGUACGGGGAAGAUCCGGCAUUCCAACGACUUGGCUUGACCAGUCCCUUCAAAACGUUUUCCCGCUUGCUCCCGGGCCUCUUCCACCAAAUCCUUUACGUCCUGAAAACAUCAACCACAACCAUGGCCACAAUCAUAACCAUAACCACGAUGGAGAUGAUGAACUUAUUCCAACUGCUAUUGUCAUCAAGAAUAUCCCAUUUGCGGUCAAAAAGGAGCAGCUCAUUCAGCUUAUGACUGAGAUGAGUUUGCCUUUACCGUAUGCCUUCAAUUAUCAUUUCGAUAACGGGGUGUUCCGUGGCUUGGCUUUUGCAAAUUUCACUUCUGCCGAAGAAACUGCCACCGUCAUUGACGUUCUCAACCAUUUCGAUCUGAAUGGGAGAAAAUUGAGAGUUGAGUAUAAGAAAAUGCUCCCGGCGCAAGAGCGCGAGAGGAUCGAACGCGAGAAACGUGAGCGCCGAGGACAACUUGAGGAGCAACAUCGCCCGAUGGCCACUUCACAGCUUCAAAACCAGAAUUCAAUGUCGUCUCUGGCUUCUCACUUGCCAGCGGCUUCACCGUCGCCAGUGUCUCAGCGCCAAAAUGCUCUUGAUAUGAACGACGCCCAAACGUUGCAGUUCUAUUCCCAGCUACUUCUAUUUAAGCAAGAUGCGACUAGAGAAUCGCUGAUUUUUGCCUCUUCUUUGACGCCGCUUCAACGUCGUACCGUCCAUACUUUGGCUCACAACAUGGGACUUGGCCACGCAUCUCGUGGAACCGGCGAGCAACGCCAAGUGCAUGUCUAUCGUGCUUCUAGUACGGACGUGAGCCCACCAAUCCCGGCGAUGCCAACUACCAUUCACUCUGCAGAUUCAGCCCGUCGAGGUCUUAACCGCGCUGCCACAAUUGAUUUUAGCGAGGCAAGAGGCGAUGCUCCAAAUCCCUUUGGUACCCUUCGUGGCCACAAUUCCGGAUAUCUUGGUGUGGUUGACUCAUCCCCCAAUGCCUUCGGGAAUGCCCAGAAUCUUCGUGCUGCGAAGUCUUUUGCAGAUCUUCGUUCGUAUACGCCAUCGCCAGCGCCAUCUUCUGCUAGCUACCCGGCCAUUCUGCAUGCUAACGGCACUCGUCUACACGCUUAUGAUGGCGUUGCUAGCGGAAAUUCGAAUACACCCACUUUGACCCCCGCUCCUGGCUCUUCUAUCGGUUUACAGCGUCCUGACGAUAACUUGUUAGUCAAUAGUCUUGGUGGACUUACUCUUGGUACUACCGUUGCCAGCGGAAAUGCUUCUAGCCCUAGACGACUUCGUUCAAUGUUCUCCUGGGAGCAGCAAGAAACCACUCAGCCCUCCGUAACCGCUCCUAUUGGAAGCAACCGUUCAAUGGGACUUAGUCCUUUUGAUAGUCAAGGCCAAGAACGCCUCCCACUAAGACAACCUCGUGGUCCUAUCCCAGAAAGAGGAUCCGGAUUUCGCAGACCUGGACACCAAUCUCGCAGCAGUGAUGAACUCCAGCAGGGAAGACCCGAAAUUGUUGUUGAAUAA